AUGCAACAACAACAACCAUCUCCAUUCACUCCUACCAUUCACUCCAUCUUGGGCGACUUGGUGGCACAUUACCCCAACUCCGCUCCCACUCUUCUCAAUGAAGAGAGCAUUGAUUAUUGUUGUGGAGGACAGAGAAGUUUAUUGGAGUCCGUGGGAAAUGAUUCGGAACGAGCACACCAAGUCCUGGUCAAAAUCCUUUCGAAAGAAGAACAAGUGCAACAACAACAUUCAAAGAAGCAAGAGGAGAAUUUCUUGACCAUGUCUGCACAAGAUUUGGUCAAUCACAUUAUUGAACAUCAUCACAAGUAUUUGAGAGAGAACAUUCCCAAGCUCUCUGAACUCUUGUUGAAAAUUUAUACGGUUCAUACAGGAAAAUUGUUACAGCAACAACAACAAGGCAAUGCAGAGGAAACGAGAAGAUCCAUUGAAUUGUUGGAAAAUAUGUAUCGAUUGUUUAUGAAACUUUCUACAGAACUCUUAAUACAUUUAGUGAAAGAGGAAAAAGAGAUUUUUCCAACUCUCGUUCAAUACUUGGACGGAAAGCAGCACCGUGUUGAAUCGAAAAUUAUGAAGGAUUUUAUUGAGGGUCUGUUGAAAGAUCACAAUGAGGCUGGUGAUGCCAUUAAAGAACUCGCGAGCAUGAGGAAGGUGUUACCCAACUAUUGUAAGACAGUCGAAUUGACCAAGAAAUUGUUAGUCGAAAUGGAGGAGAAUUUGUAUAUUCAUGUUCAUUUGGAGAAUAAUAUUCUGUUUAAGAGAUUGGUUUAA
This is a messenger RNA of Naegleria lovaniensis, 768 nucleotides long. RefSeq lists its product as uncharacterized. Lineage: Eukaryota; Heterolobosea; Eutetramitea; Acrasida; Naegleriidae. The transcript has a single exon. The record is from RefSeq and is a predicted model, not a curated record. The coding region runs from base 1 to 768 and encodes 255 amino acids.